AUGAAAAUAAGAGAGGAUAGAACCAAAGUAUUUAUUGGACAGUUAGAUCCAUGGAUAACUCCUGGUGAACUUGAAAGAGAGUUUCGGAGAUUUGGAGUUGUCGAUGCUGUAUGGGUUGCUAGAAAUCCACCUGGGUUUGGAUUUGUAACAUAUGCUAAUCCUCGAGACGCCGAACUUUCAGUUCAAGAAAUGGAUGGUUCAACAAUUUUUGGAAGAAGACCGAUUAGAGUUGAGAUGGCAAAGAGCAUAUACUCUAGACGUGACUCGUCUUCUGGUAGACACAAUGGUAUGAAUGGUCCAUACUCUAGAAAUAAAAGUCCUCCACCACUACCUCCUUAUAGAAUUAGAGGUAGAUAUCCAUCUAAUGUACGCUAUGAUGAUAAAAAUACGCGACGAAGUCCAAGUACCUCACGCACCAGAUCUCGUCAUUAUGAUGACCAUGAUAGAAGAUAUGUAUCUAACGAUAUGAGAUAUCGCUCACCAUACUCUGACUAUUAUCACGACAACCAUAAAGUAAAAUCUAGGUCGAGGUCACGAUCUAGGUCACUUCCAGUGGAACAUAGAAGAAGAAAUUAUUCACCAAAUCUAACACAUAGAGAAGAUACAGCAAACCGCAAUAUCUCAAUGUUAUCACCACGUCAAUUAAAUGAAUCUAAUAAUCAAGAUGGAGAAGUAAAAUAUUCGCCACCUUCAAGAUCAAAUUCUACAUCAAGGAUUCAAUCAUAA
Molecule: messenger RNA, 726 nt
Organism: Cryptosporidium muris RN66
Lineage: Eukaryota; Apicomplexa; Conoidasida; Eucoccidiorida; Cryptosporidiidae
Product: RNA recognition motif. family protein
Exons: 1
Coding region: 1-726 (241 amino acids)
Biological process (GO): mRNA splicing, via spliceosome
Cellular component (GO): nuclear speck
Molecular function (GO): RNA binding
Source: RefSeq, a predicted model, not a curated record